This is a messenger RNA of Penicillium maclennaniae, 930 nucleotides long. RefSeq names its product SIR2 family NAD-dependent protein deacylase. The coding region runs from base 1 to 930 and encodes 309 amino acids. Gene Ontology annotation, molecular function: NAD+ binding; protein-malonyllysine demalonylase activity; protein-succinyllysine desuccinylase activity. The transcript is spliced from 2 exons. NCBI's taxonomy places the organism in Eukaryota, Fungi, Ascomycota, Eurotiomycetes, Eurotiales, Aspergillaceae. The record is from RefSeq and is a predicted model, not a curated record.
AUGGCAUCCGUCAAGCAAGCUGCUCGCUCCAUUCCGAUGGCGGACUUGGAGUCCUUCACCGAAUGUCUCAAGGGCAGCCGCCGAAUCCUAGCCCUUCUAGGAGCUGGCAUCUCCGCAGCCUCGGGCCUCCCCACGUUUCGAGGUGCUGGAGGAUUAUGGCGCUCUUUCGAUGCCACCGCCCUCGCAACACCAGGGGCCUUUGAGACAAACCCGGGGCUGGUCUGGCAGUUUUAUAGCUACCGCCGACACAUGGCGCUGCAGGCGCAGCCCAACAAAGCUCACUAUGCACUGGCAAAACUCUCGCGGAUGAAUAAAGAUUUCUUGACAAUAUCUCAGAAUGUCGAUGGUCUAUCGCCGCGCGCAGGUCACCCCGCGGAACAGCUAAAAUUGCUCCAUGGCUCUCUUUACGACCUCAAAUGUACUUCUUUUUAUUGUGACUACACACGAAGCAAUGACUUCACCGAUCCCAUUGUCCCCGCGCUGGAGAUUCCUCAGAAGGCGCUGUUCCCCGCCGGCUCUGGGGAUGACAGCUCCGGUGUCGCCAAUGAAGUCGACAUCUCUGACGCGAGCAACCCGCUUCCUGACUUGAGACCUGAGGAACUGCCAAGGUGUCCCAAAUGUAACGGUUUACUCCGUCCUGGUGUGGUCUGGUUUGGGGAGGCCCUCCCCAAAGACACCCUGAAUUAUGUGGACGAGUGGAUUGAAUCUGGGCCUAUUGACUUGAUGCUGGUCAUCGGCACGAGCUCUCGCGUUUGGCCUGCUGCGGGUUAUACGGAGAUUGCUCGCAGUCAUGGCGCCCGGGUUGCUGUUAUCAAUAUGGAUCCAAACGACGUCGCUGUGAUGAAUUCGACGAAGGGUGAUUGGUUCUUCCAAGGCGAUGCUAGUGUGAUUGUCCCUAAAAUCUUAGAAAGUGUUCUUGGGGAAAUUUGA